CAAAGGGAGCUGCUGGCUGGCGAGUGCAGGCGAAUCGCCGGCAUAUUGAUUCAAAGCGCGGUGUGAGAGUGAGUGUCGAGCGUGCAGCGAGGCCCUGCCGGCCCACCGUGAGCACCGCACCAUGUGAAUCGGCCGAUUUGGUCCCGUCGACGAGACAAAAAGAAGGCCAGCGGCUGGCCGGGGCCCAAAUGGUUGCGGCUGGUUGCAUACCUGCAGCGCCGCCGAGGCAACAAGUUCGCCGCAGAGUGAUUUGCCACUCAGUGUCUCACUAGUGCGUGCGAAUCUUCUUUCCGCCCACGGCCUGUGACCAACAUCCGCAAACAACGUGCGGCGGCACAUGGGCUCGAAGGCCCUUGCGGAGCACGUCGGUGGCGUUGAAAUGCAAGAGCCGGCGUCGACGCCGCACCCCCCGACGGCUGCCCCGAGUGCCACCGCCCUGGAGUCGACCCUCGCCGACCCCUCCGGCUCUUCGGCGCCGUUCGGCCCCACCGUGUCCAGCCCGGCGGCGGCCACUUCGCCGCUCAUCCUCGCGGCCCAGACGCGCACCGUGACGGCCGCAUCGGUCGCUUCGACAACCACCGAACCACCUGUGACAGACUUUCCAUGGACCGCAGGCGACGAAGCCCUGUUCCUGCUGCUGUUGAACACGAGCGGGGGCUUGGUUGGCAGCGUCGGCCCCGCGUUGACCGCCGCUGGCAACUCGACGGCCCUCAAACUGUGCUCCGAUUGGGAACCAGCGCAGCACAAUCUCUUCCAAGCAGCCAAUUUGUUCUUCGCCGUGGCCUUUCUCGUUCCAAGAUCUUUCAAACAAAGCAUUCUUGUCCUUCGAACGUCACUGGCGGUCGGCUUCUGUGUGAGCGCCUUCUGGGCCGCUCUGACCCUUUGUGCCGCGGACAUGGUGGCGUGGAGUGCGUUUUUGAGCAUCGUCAACGCGGCCCACGCGCUCCGACUCGCUGUCCAGGUUCUGCCGCCGCGUCUUUCGCCAGAUCUGUUGGAACUUUACGAGCGCCAAUUCGGGCCACACAAAGUGGAGAAGCACCUUUUUCAGGAAAUGACGAGAGAAGGCAGACUGCUGACUCUUGAUCCAGGGGACACUUACGCCAUCGAGGACAUCACGCCUGCCAACGACCGUCUUUCAGUGCUCUUAAGGGGCAAGCUGCGAGUGUCAUGUGAUCAAACGUACCUACACUUCAUCAACCCACAACAGUUUGUAGACUCACCAGAAUGGGAGGCUUCGAGAGUCGGCCCGAAUCAUGUGUUCCAGGUAACCAUUACUGCUGAAGAGGAAAGCACUUGUUUGUGUUGGUCAAAACCAAAGUUGGAGAACGUUUUUAGACUGCGGCCCUUGUUAGAGGUUUUGAUGAUAAAUCUCAUAGGCAAAGACAUAACACACAAGUUGUACUCGAUGAACGAGCACCUGCUGAGCGCGGCCAACGCCAUGGCCGAGCAGCAGGCGGCCAUGGUGGCCGCGGCCAGGCUCAAGCAGCAGGAGUUGCAGGUCAACGUGCCGUGGCACGAACAGAGGCCGACCUCCAACAGCUCCGAGAACAUGUUCCUCCCCCGCAGCCUCAGUUUGGACGCCGUGCACACGGGGUCAAGAGGUCACGUCCGCUCCAUGGUCUGGCGAGCGAGACAACAACGAAAGAACUCCAUGUUCUCAGACAAUUCACACCCUAGUGUUGCAGCAGCGCCAGGCGUUGUGAUUUUCCCGAUGCAGAAUCGAGCGAGCCCAGUUCGCAAAGCCAACCACUUUCCAGAAACUUCACCCUUCGUCAAUCAGUUCAGAAGAAAACCAACCCCCGCCUGGGUCAAACCACCCCCUGUGCACACAGACUCUUUCUCAUUCUCUCCCUCUUCAGCUCAAGCCAGUUCGAGUCGUGGACCAUCGUUUUUCACCUACCCGGCCAUUCAGCAGCCGCUAGCGGCCAGUGGCCUCUUGAUCGAGCCCCCAAUCGGAGUGACGCCGUCGCCCAUCGUGGCCGCCAUGGCCGCAAGCGUGGGCGGCCUGCUGAGACUGCCGCCCCACGCGCCGCCGCCUCCAGCCUCCCCCGGACGAAAAGAGGUGAGCUUCGUCGAGGAGUCGGCGGUCUGAUGGUGAUUGGCCAGAUGGCUGGCCGGAACCUAAGUGCUCUUCAAGACACCUGUAUAAAUUUGCUAGCUACCGUUAUCUGAUGAAAUUUAAUUAAUUACUCGAAGAAACACUCAAAUUAGUGGCCUGUGGACAUUCUGGGCACCAGUGAGUUUAAUUAAUUAAUUAUUCCAGCAAAAAGAUGUGGACAAGUGAUAUUUUGCUUCAAAUCCCACGGAUGAUUUUCGUUAAAUGCAUUUUUUUAAAGUCGAAAUAAGUUUCAUUUUAAUGCUGGAUAAUAUUAAUAUUAUUGCUACUAAGGAAUGUAAAUGAACACCAUGCUGAUUUGUCGCAGCAAAUUUUGCACACUUGCAUAAUGUUAAACUCCAUAAAUUGUAUUUGGCUUGACGCUUUUGAUAUUAAAUUUAGUAUUAGCCUGUGUGUGAGCAAGGAAGAGAAAUUAAAAUACUUGAAUUCAAGUAUGUGUACAUAAUAUUUAUAAAAAGAAUGGGUUAUCAAAAGGAGAUUAGAAAAAAAAUCAAAUCAAAAGUGAGGUACGACAGAAAGAAAUCGACCUUAUAACCAAAUGUCUGCCAAUCUUUGCUUCCAUUAAAUAGAAAUUAAGUACACUUACAAUUUAUUAUAAGUGCUGGUAGAUAUUUUAGAUGAAUUAAGUAGCAUAUUAAAAAAACGAAAUCCGGAAAAUAUUAUAAGAAAAUUAUUCAAUUAUAUUUCCAGUGAAUUUAAAAAAAGCCUUCCUUCUACCUUUCAUUAUGCAACAUAUUCUCUUAAAUGAAUACAUAGCAUUCAUUUGUCUUUCCAUAGAAAGAGAAACUUUAAUAUAAAAAAUAUAAAUCUGCAUCACAUAAAGAUUUUUUGUCUGCUUUAUGCUGUAGACUCUAAAUAAUUUAAACAAGAGAGUUUUAUUAAAGCAAUUUUAAGCUUCAAAACAACCACUUAUUACCCCCAUUUAUUAUGAAAUACCCAAUUGAAAUUAUUGAUAGUUAAAUGAAGAAGCCGAUUGAAAAAUUGGCAUCAGAAUUCUCUACCAAAGAGCUUUCAGAGGCGUUUCUUACAGAGCAGUAUCAAAAUAUGGCUCUAUUUUCAAUAAAUAUAUUAAUAAUUAACCUCCAUUAUAAAUUAAUUAAUUAAUCACCUGUACAACGCAACUAAGUAACAAUUCUAUUCUGCUUUGAAAUAAAAAUAAAUAUUCUGCACAAAUAAUAAAUUACAUAUAUAUUUAAAGCAUAAUUUAACCCGCCAGCACUUGCCACUUCCUGCAGGUUUUUACUCUUAUUCCCGUCGCAGACACUUGGUUGUAAGAAAACUGAGGGAUAUUGUGGCGCGAAUUUUCCAAGAAGUUGAUUGAUCGCUUUUCGCAUCAACUCUCGAAAAUACGUCAUAUGUAUAAAUGUAACAAACAAAAAAAAUUAUACGGACGCCACUCCAUUUCAUUUUGCUCACGGUUCAGUGAUCCAAGUUGAAGGGAAUGAAAAGGGCUAUAGCAAAACGCACAAAUUCGUACACAGCGCUAUUUUCUCCAGCUUUCUUAGGUAAAAAAACAAGAAAAAAUGUAACCUUCAACAAUGAACAUCAUAAUUCAGUAGCAUCGUUUGCUUAGAAAUUAAUUUAAUUUUAAUUUUUUAAUUAAUAUUUGAAUUUCAUCAUAAUGAAAAACACACAAAUUGUAACUGUAGAGAUGAGAAGCACUUUCUUGAAAAAAGCUUUCAACGUAAUUAAUGCACGAAAUCUCUAUACCCUCUAAAGUAGUGCUCGCCUAAAAUAACAGGGUUACUGUAUAAGUGAUGGGAAAAUAACCAAAAUAGUAACUUUGUACGCUUCUCAAAUUUAUAUUGACCAGUAAAAAAAGAACCUAUAAUUUUUUUUGCAAAAAAACAUGCAGCUUAUAGUGAAUUAUGACUUGAUUUAAGUACUUAAAAAAUGGACGAAUUAGAAACAAACAAAAAAUGCAAUCAAUACAUUACGAUGUUCACUAUAAAAUAUUGUAAAUAUAGUCGUGUGAAUGAGAUAAGCUACAUUUAUAGUGGUGUUCCUAAACAAAUAGAGGUCCGUCUGAGCAAAAAUUGUAUAUAACCUAGGAAUUUUUUUGGCGAUAUUUAAACAUCUUUGACUCAUCACUGAACAGUGUGUGUAACGUGUGCAUUUAAAUAAUUAGUUUUUCCCGUACGUACUUUCAGUAAUUGGUAAGUUUUAAACAUGAAUUGAAACCUCAUCGCUGACUUGCUAAGUCUUUCACUGUUUCACAUAUAAACAGAAAAAUCACUCGAGUUGAUUAAAUAAGCAGUCGUCGAGGGGAAAUUUUAAGAAUAUUUUUUCACUGCGUCAAGCGAAAAUUUAUUAUCAAAUGUUGUCUGAUUCUUUCAAGUGCCUUUUUAGUUGUCUAUUAUAAUUAAAGGAUAAUUAUUUCACACAAGUUUCGACCGAGUGCUCAAUAUUUUAACCUGAAAAAAUAACACACACUCGCAAACUCACAAGAAACUCACUACGAGAAAAAGUUAAUAACAAGCACGUCACCCUGUGAUUUUGUAAACAAAAUAUAUAAAAUUACUAAAUCGCAUCUCAGUAAAAGCCAGGACAUUUUUUAAGCAUUGUGUAACAAAGAAAAUUUAAUUUGAGUAAAAAACGAUUCUAGUAGUAAAAUGUAGAUAUGUCCGCAUUUGUAGCCUAGUUUUCUGUCAACGAUAUAAUUGAGAACAAGUAAUUGACAGAAGUUUUAAUUCUUCCUAAUAAACAAAAAUUAUAGUAGUUUGCUACUCCAACACAAAUUGUUGGUAGAUUAAGUUGGUUGUAAGCAUUGGCCAUCGAAUUUGAACAAAAAAUCUCAUUUGUAAAAAAGCAACACACACAUUUAUGCAGCUUUUAAUGUAAAAAUAAAGAAGUAGUAACAAUAAUUGUAAGGCAUACGUAAUUCAAUGUUGUUUUCAUGAUCAAUGGUUUUUUAAUUCUCAUUUAUAAAUAAUUACAUUUAAUAAAGGACUAUGUGC
This is a messenger RNA of Neocloeon triangulifer, 5073 nucleotides long. RefSeq names its product blood vessel epicardial substance-like. Bases 338 to 2092 code for a protein of 584 amino acids. Lineage: Eukaryota; Metazoa; Arthropoda; Insecta; Ephemeroptera; Baetidae. The transcript is spliced from 10 exons. Gene Ontology annotation, cellular component: sarcolemma. Gene Ontology annotation, molecular function: cAMP binding. The record is from RefSeq and is a predicted model, not a curated record.